AUGGAAUUUUCAAUGAUUUAUGGAAUAAAUUUAUGGAAUUGUCAUCAAAUUCCUGUUUUAGCAAGAGUUUUUGAUGGUAAAAUGAAAAUACUUCAAGAUAAUGAGCUUGGUAAAAUAAAAGGAUCUGCAGCUUUAACUCGACAAAAUAUUGCAGAUAUUUUAUCAAAUUCUGCAACUUCAAUAUCAACUCCAGAUACUCUUAUUAAAAGAGAAGAAAUUGAUUUUCAACAAUCAACGAGGAAUAAUAGGUGGUGUAGCAUAAAAGAUGCGGAAUCAGAUUUUUAUUUACAGACCAAUCCAAAAUGGAAGGAAACUGGAAUCUGA
This is a messenger RNA of Funneliformis geosporum, 324 nucleotides long. NCBI's taxonomy places the organism in Eukaryota, Fungi, Glomeromycota, Glomeromycetes, Glomerales, Glomeraceae. The record is from the annotation of a GenBank genome assembly.